This is a messenger RNA of Arachis stenosperma, 327 nucleotides long. RefSeq lists its product as uncharacterized. The record is from RefSeq and is a predicted model, not a curated record. The transcript has a single exon. Bases 1 to 327 code for a protein of 108 amino acids. NCBI's taxonomy places the organism in Eukaryota, Viridiplantae, Streptophyta, Magnoliopsida, Fabales, Fabaceae.
AUGGUUAAUGGGGCACCAUCGAAACUGUUCAAGAUGGAAAGAGGGCUUCGGCAAGGUGACCCGUUAUCACCAUUUCUAUUCGUCCCCAUUGUAGAUGUGUUGAAUAGGAUGAUCGGGGAGGUGGUAAGGAAUAGGAGAAUAUCUCCUCUAUUAGUCGGUAGAGAUAAUUUAGAGUUAUCACACCUUCAGUUUGCUGAUGACACUAUAUUAUUCUGUCCACCAGAGGAGGAGACAGUGAGAAACUACAAGAGACUUCUGAUGUGUUUUGAAGUCAUGUCUGAGUUGAGCAUUAACUUUGAUAAGUCUAGCUUGAUACUGGCCAAUUAA